Symbiodinium sp. CCMP2456 is the source of this 831-nucleotide messenger RNA. Lineage: Eukaryota; Dinophyceae; Suessiales; Symbiodiniaceae. The record is from the annotation of a GenBank genome assembly.
AUGACGACUGUUCCGGAAGUCCAGUGUGAGAGCGUCACUGGAGAGCAAUUGGCUGUUGACUUGGCCGCCUUGACUGGCCGCCCGAUUGACGAGAUCAAGAACGAAGGAGCGCAGGACAUGGUGCAACUGGCGACUGGCGUGUCCUUUGUUCGCCCGACCGCCUUUGUUCGAGUGAAUCCGGGGAAUGCCGGUGUCCUGAUUGUGGAUGCAGAGAUUGGGAAUGAGAGUCCCAAUGAAGAGCAGAAUGGGCAUCAGGCGAAUGGCCCUGUCAACCUGGAAGUGUCUGCAGCACUGACCAGAAUGGACUUCGGGAAGAAUGUCACGAAGAUUUGGCAGAGACUGGAUGAGCUUAUCACCAGUGACAGCCGAACUGAGAGUGACAAGAUGGUCUCGGAAGCCUGCGCGAUUGCAGACCGACUGUACAAUGCUCAGGUUGGACUGGCUGAGGCUGUGUAUCGUCGCGAGUGGAAUGACGAAUGGGCCCCUCUACUGUCCUUUGUGAUUCCUGGGACAAGAAUGCACUCCUUGGGCAUCAAUGAAGUGCAGAACGGCCCGAAUGAAUGCAUGGUGGAAACGGCCUGGUAUGCAAUGACCAGAGCCGAGAGAAUGUUCCUUACCAAGGGGAACUGGCAUCUGGAAUGGAAGAACACCACCAAUGCCAAGGAGAACCUCGUGCACGACCUGGUGGAUGUCUACGACUGGGUAAUGCUUCCUUCGUGUUGGAGAGAAGUUCUACCAGACUGGCACGACUGCUUCGAAGAGAAUGCAGCCCAUGAAGGAGUGGUCUUCAUUGUCCGUAGGAGGACCAAACUGGAGGCCCACCGCAAAUGG